AUGAUGAGAGUAGUAAAAAAAUAUUCGCAGUCGACAGUCGGUAGCGAGCUUCAAAUACGCAGGUUGAAGUGGUUCGAUGACGAAACAAAAAGAUAUAAAUUCGAAAAAUUAUCAUCAGGAUACUUUUUGGGAAAAACAUUUAUUUCAAUAGAAAACGUUGAACUCUGUCCUAUUCCGAAAGUUAACCUUGGCAAAGAAAGCUUCACAUUUUCACUGGAAUCGGAACCAGCAACCUUCUCUGCAAUGCUGCCCUGUACCGGAGAAGCUUUCUGUAAACGGCACACUGAGGAAUUCCUUGGCCCAGCAUCUUCUGCAGAUGGUGAGAUGUCGCAAAAACAUGGCUUAUUUGGCAUAAUCGCUGAAGAAAUUUCUAAGGAUGUCUUCCUUGUGGCAACGGCAGAUUUAGAGAAGGAACCAGUUUUUGAUCAGAGAAGCUUGCCAACAUCGAAUCAGUUUCAACUAGGAAAAUGUAUCAAUUUUUCGAUCGAUGAAGAUGGUAGGGUGAUCAAUGUAACUCCUAGCAAAGAAAAGUUGGACGCCAGACUCGAGAGGAACGGAGCCUUGAUUGUAGAGACGUUCGUAUCUUUCUUCCCGUUAAUUGCCCCGUAUAAUAAAGCUGAGGAAGUUGUAGACAACGCGGUUGCAUAUUCCGUCCACUUUCGUUAUAUAUAUUGCGACUUCAAUUUUUUAUGCGAAGAACGAAAUCGUCUCGUCUGUGGCUAUGUUCAGAGAUUGGUUGGAAACGAGAAAAGACCAUUUAAAGGCUAUUGCUUAUCUUGGAUCUUAAAGGAUGUUUGCCGGUACGAUGUAAAAGAUCAAAGCCUAUUAAGAAAAAUGUUUUCCGAAAGUUACGAUGGCGUUGUCUGCGACGUUUUGGGGGAUGAUGCGAUUGUUUGGUCCGAUGCGAUUCAGACUUCUAAGGUUGUCUUCAUCCUGGGCGUACAAGAUGGUUUAAAAAUUGGAGACUUUGUUCAUUUUGACUGCAGGGCUGUGAAGUUUCCGAUAAAGGGUUGUCACUUACAAGGCAAAAAAUUUGAGAAGAUUAGCGAGUCUACGUACAGUCCUCCAAAUAAUAGGGAUCGUCUUAUUGAAGUCGACCUGUCAACCUUUCCGGGAAAUGAAUUAAGGUUUUUUGAAGAUGAUGUUUUAUUAGAGCAUAGCAUAUUAGGCGGUGUAGCAGUGAAACCGUCAGCUUAUCAGGCAAUGAGAGGGCAAAAAGUAGUGAAAGCUCUUCUACGUUUUGAGAAGCGGUCUUUCAAUAGAAGGAAGGUGUUCUGGUCAUUCGUUAGUUUUUCGCCCUUCCAUCGGCCGCAUGGAUCUAAAGAGACUUCCCAUAACUUAGUUCAAGAGGAUUGCGUUUCAUAUGGUACAAAAAAUAGACCCGCAGGUUCCGGCAGAAUAUUGGAAAGUCAUCAUGUGCAAGAUAUUUUUUCCCAACCGCGCCUCAACCAUUUCAGUGAAGGACAGUCUAACUUAAUAAGGAGUCGUGCUGCUUCUGUUGCUGCGGUUGCUGCUGCUGCUGCUGCUGCUGCAGCUGAUACCGCCCCAUUGCCCCAACCGAAUAGAAGUUUUAAUUCUGAUAGCGCCUCGAAGUAUGUGGACAAGCUUUGUAUUUCUGAAAGACAGGGACACCAUAUUUCGGAGCGGCGGGAGGGCCGUUUUUGGAACCAACAAUCUCGGGGCAGAUUUUUUACGAGUAGGGUCGUGAGGCCCGUCAACAGUAACGAGGGAACGGAUAUGAAAGAAGGUAAUGAUGGUGAUAAUGACCCUCUACGUUCCAUGAUGUUUGGUGCUAACAAGCCGUGUCGUACACAAACUACCUUGACUUGUGCAGAAGAGAGAGGUACGGUUGUGAGUGAUCUUGUAGAGUUUGAUUUUUCAUUUUUAUGA
Molecule: messenger RNA, 1890 nt
Organism: Enterobius vermicularis (human pinworm)
Lineage: Eukaryota; Metazoa; Nematoda; Chromadorea; Rhabditida; Oxyuridae
Source: the annotation of a GenBank genome assembly